Pochonia chlamydosporia 170 is the source of this 1125-nucleotide messenger RNA. RefSeq names its product xylitol dehydrogenase XdhB. Lineage: Eukaryota; Fungi; Ascomycota; Sordariomycetes; Hypocreales; Clavicipitaceae. The record is from RefSeq and is a predicted model, not a curated record. The coding region runs from base 1 to 1125 and encodes 374 amino acids. Gene Ontology annotation, molecular function: L-iditol 2-dehydrogenase (NAD+) activity. The transcript has 2 exons. Gene Ontology annotation, biological process: D-sorbitol catabolic process.
AUGGCCCCCGCAGCCGUCAAUACCAAUGCCAAUGGCACCGGUCUCUCUCUGAAACCAAAUAUUGGUGUUUAUACAAACCCAAAACACGAUCUGUGGAUUAGUGAGGCUGGGCCUACUGCUGAGAGUGUUUCGGCUGGCUCGGACCUGAAGCCUGGCGAGGUAACGAUUGCUAUUCGAAGUACUGGUAUUUGCGGAUCCGAUGUUCACUUUUGGCAUGCAGGCUGCAUUGGGCCCAUGAUUGUAGAAGGUGACCAUAUUCUGGGCCAUGAGUCUGCUGGUGAUGUCAUUGCGGUGCAUCCAUCAGUGACCAGCUUGAAAGUUGGAGACCGCGUAGCAGUUGAGCCUAACAUCAUUUGCAAUGCCUGCGAGCCCUGCCUAACGGGACAUUACAACGGCUGCGAGAACGUCGCCUUCCUGUCAACACCGCCAGUGCCUGGUCUAUUGCGCCGAUAUGUCAACCAUCCAGCUGUUUGGUGCCACAAGAUUGGCGACAUGUCCUAUGAGAAUGGGUCCCUUCUUGAGCCGUUGAGCGUUGCUCUUGCCGGAAUGCAACGAGCCAAGAUGCAGCUCGGAGAUCCGGUACUGGUCUGCGGUGCUGGUCCAAUCGGCCUGGUUACCAUGCUGUGUUGCGCUGCUGGCGGCGCAAGCCCGCUUGUCGUCACGGACAUCUCGGAGAGCAGACUCGCUUUUGCCAAGGAACUCUGCCCUCGGGUCAUUACUCACAAAAUUGAACCUGGCUCUGCCGAAGAAACAGCAAAAGCUAUUGUUAAAUCGUUCAAUGGAGUUGAGCCUUCCCUGACGAUGGAAUGUACCGGUGUGGAAAGCAGCAUUAAUGCUGCCAUCUGGGCAACCAAGUUUGGCGGCAAAGUGUUCAUUAUCGGUGUUGGAAAGAACGAAAUCACCAUUCCCUUUAUGCGUGCUAGCGUACGCGAAGUCGACAUCCAGUUGCAGUAUCGGUAUAGCAAUACCUGGCCACGGGCUAUUCGACUAGUGGAGAGCGGUGUCAUUGAUCUGUCGAGGUUGGUAACGCACAGAUUUCCCUUGGAAGAUGCGUUGAAGGCAUUUGAGACUUCGGCAGAUCCCAAGAGCGGGGCCAUCAAGGUGCAGAUUCAGAGCUUUGACUAG